AUCUCUCCUUGAUAAAAUACUUACUCUACUACUCUAUGUAUUCAAUCUGAAUCUCCCCACAAAACAACUCACCUUUUUAUCUCCACUUUCUAACCCCUUCACGUUCUUUCACAGACCCCUCAUCAUCAUCACCUUCUUUAUGAUCUUCAUCUUUAUCAUCACUUCAAACUCAACUCAUAAGUACUCAUAAACCCAUCUUCUUGUUCUUCCUCAAGACCCUUGUAAACAUCUUCAUCUUGGAAUUUCAGUACUGAACAGCCAUAAAUUUGUUGAGUGUAAUGAGUAAAUACAAGAAAGUUGAAGAUUUUGAAUGCUGAAUCUGGGAAGGAUCUUUACUUUACAUUGCUUUGUAUUACUUGUAUCUUUCAGUGGUUUCGAAAUAUAAAGUCAUCAUGCCGAUUAGGCAGCUUAAAGAAGGGUCAGAGCAGCACUUAGUGAUCAAACCCCACUUACAAAACUCGGUGAAUCAGGUUCGCAAGCAACUUAAAGCUGCUCGAAAUGGAAAAGGCCCACCUGGGCAAGAAAACCAGAAUGCAAAACCCGAUAACCAAUCUUCACCCCCCUCCAAAAGUAGAGGAAGGAGAAGAGGAAGAGGUGGUCGGAAAUCAGAUCAAGGUGAUGCUUUAAUGCGUCCCAGCACGCGGCCUUGCACGGCGGAGUAUGCUCCGGUGGUUCAGGUUUCAGCUCAGUCUAGUGCCGCUAAUGAAGUAAAUAAUAGUAAUAGUAAUGAAGGCACAGUGUGUGAAGUAAUGAGGGAUUUUCCUUCUUCAAGUAAGUCUUUGAGUUUUGCUCAAAGACCUGGGUAUGGGCAGCUUGGCACAAAAUGUAUUGUCAAGGCUAACCAUUUCUUUGCAGAGUUACCAGAGAAAGACUUGAAUCACUAUGAUGUUACCAUCACCCCUGAGGUGUCAUCCAGGAAUAUGAACAGAGCUAUAAUGGCAGAACUCGUGAAACUGUAUAAAGAAUCUGACUUGGGGAUGAGAUUACCCGCUUAUGAUGGCAGAAAGAGUCUGUACACUGCUGGUGAGCUUCCAUUUGCAUGGAAGGAGUUCAAUAUCAAACUUACAGACGAAGAUGAUGGAGUCAAUGGUCCCAAAAGGGUGCGGGAGUACAAAGUGGUGAUUAAAUUUGCUGCAAGGGCGAAUUUGCAUCAUCUGGGCCAAUUUUUGGCUGGCAAGCGUGCAGAUGCUCCACAGGAAGCUCUUCAAAUACUUGACAUUGUAUUAAGGGAACUAUCAAACAAGAGGUAUUGCCCUGUGGGAAGAUCUUUCUUUUCUCCUAACAUAAGGAAACCACAACGGCUUGGUGAGGGCUUAGAGUCAUGGUGUGGAUUUUAUCAAAGUAUAAGGCCUACCCAAAUGGGCUUGUCCCUAAAUAUUGAUAUGGCAUCAGCUGCUUUUAUUGAGGCCCUUCCUGUUAUAGAGUUUGUUGCACAGCUUCUUGGCAAAGAUGUGCUAACGAAAACUUUGUCUGAUUCUGAUCGUGUAAAGGUAAAAAAGGCCCUUAGAGGCUUGAAAGUUGAAGUAACACAUAGGGGUCAUAUACGAAGGAAGUAUCGGGUUUCAGGAAUAACAUCUCAACCCACAAGAGAAUUAGUGUUUCCUGUUGAUGACAACUCAAAUAUGAAGUCGGUUGUUGAAUACUUUCAAGAGAUGUAUGGCUUCACGAUUCAGCAUACGCAUCUUCCCUGUCUUCAAGUUGGAAACCAGAGAAAGGCAAAUUAUUUGCCAUUGGAGGCUUGCAAGAUAGUCGAAGGUCAAAGAUACACAAAAAGGUUGAAUGAGAAGCAAAUUACUGCUCUUCUGAAAGUAACAUGCCAAAGACCAAGAGAUCGAGAGCACGACAUUUUGCAGACGGUUCAACACAAUGCUUAUGAUCAAGACCCCUAUGCAAAGGAAUUUGGCAUCAAUAUUAGUGAAAAGCUUGCUUCUGUUGAGGCUCGAGUUCUCCCUGCUCCAUGGCUAAAAUAUCACGAAAAUGGGAAGGAGAAGGACUGUUUGCCACAAGUUGGUCAGUGGAACAUGAUGAACAAGAAAAUGAUUAAUGGUAUGACUGUUAGUCGGUGGGCAUGCAUCAACUUCUCACGAAGUGUGCAAGAAAAUGUUGCUCGUGGAUUUUGUAGUGAACUGGCUCGUAUGUGUCAAGUUUCUGGAAUGGAAUUCAGCCCUGAACCUGUAAUACCAAUCUACACAGCCUGGCCUGACGAUGUAGAGAAAGCUUUGAAGCAUGUUUACCAUGCCUGUACGAACAAAUUAAAGGGGAAAGAAUUAGAGCUUCUGUUAGUCAUUCUGCCAGACAACAACGGGUCACUGUAUGGAGAUUUGAAACGAAUAUGUGAAACUGAUCUUGGCUUGAUUUCUCAAUGCUGUCUGACAAAGCAUGUCUUUAAGAUUAGCAAGCAAUAUUUGGCAAAUGUGUCACUGAAGAUAAAUGUUAAGAUGGGUGGUAGAAAUACUGUUCUUCUAGAUGCUAUUAGCUGCAGAAUACCACUAGUCAGUGACAUACCAACAAUUAUAUUUGGAGCAGACGUGACCCAUCCGGAGAAUGGAGAAGAUUCGAGUCCCUCGAUAGCUGCUGUAGUAGCUUCCCAGGAUUGGCCUGAAGUCACAAAAUAUGCAGGUUUAGUUUGCGCUCAAGCUCAUAGACAAGAGCUUAUACAGGACUUGUACAAAACAUGGCAAGAUCCUGUACGGGGUACAGUUAGUGGUGGCAUGAUCAGAGAACUUUUGGUUUCCUUCAGGAAGGCAACUGGGCAGAAACCAUUACGCAUAAUAUUUUACAGGGAUGGUGUGAGUGAAGGCCAAUUUUAUCAAGUUCUACUUUAUGAGUUGGAUGCUAUACGGAAGGCCUGUGCUUCUUUGGAACCCAAUUAUCAACCUCCUGUGACUUUCAUUGUGGUGCAAAAACGACAUCAUACAAGGUUAUUCGCAAACAACCACAGGGAUCGAAGCAGCACUGAUAAAAGUGGAAAUGUUUUGCCAGGAACCAUAGUUGAUACGAAGAUCUGCCAUCCAACAGAAUUUGAUUUUUAUCUCUGCAGCCAUGCUGGUAUUCAGGGCACCAGUCGGCCAGCACAUUACCAUGUUCUUUGGGAUGAAAACAAUUUUACAGCUGAUGGGAUUCAGUCGUUAACAAACAACCUUUGCUACACAUAUGCAAGGUGCACGCGGUCCGUGUCUGUUGUUCCUCCGGCAUAUUAUGCACAUUUAGCUGCAUUUCGAGCCAGAUUCUACAUGGAACCAGAACUGCAGGAGAAUGGCUGUGGUGUUGGUCAAGGGACGAAGAAUACAAGAGGCUCUGGAGAGUCGGGAGUGCGUCCAUUACCUGCCCUCAAGGAGAAUGUGAAAAGAGUAAUGUUUUAUUGUUAGUACUAGUUAUGUGGAGUAGCAGAGUAGCAUCUUUCGGCAUGUAACCAGGAUCCCUUGGUCGUCCUAUGAUGUUUGCAUGUAUCUUGUUAUAGUUUUACAGUUUUAGAUGCAGGUUAUAAGCAAAUAGGUGUGGCAGAUGUAAUGUUGUUUGUAAUAUAUGUUGAAUGGUAACUAAUGUAGAUUAUAUACACCUCUAUCCGAGUAGAUUUGCUUUAUCCA
Messenger RNA from Daucus carota subsp. sativus, 3587 nucleotides. Its product is annotated as protein argonaute 10. Gene Ontology annotation, molecular function: protein binding; RNA endonuclease activity; RNA binding. The transcript has 22 exons. The coding region runs from base 393 to 3368 and encodes 991 amino acids. The record is from RefSeq and is a predicted model, not a curated record. Gene Ontology annotation, cellular component: cytoplasm. Lineage: Eukaryota; Viridiplantae; Streptophyta; Magnoliopsida; Apiales; Apiaceae. Gene Ontology annotation, biological process: regulatory ncRNA-mediated post-transcriptional gene silencing.